Molecule: messenger RNA, 1086 nt
Organism: Rhodofomes roseus
Lineage: Eukaryota; Fungi; Basidiomycota; Agaricomycetes; Polyporales; Fomitopsidaceae
Product: interferon-inducible GTPase-domain-containing protein
Exons: 1
Coding region: 1-1086 (361 amino acids)
Cellular component (GO): membrane
Molecular function (GO): GTP binding
Source: RefSeq, a predicted model, not a curated record
AUGAGCCAGCGACAUCUGUUUGGGGGAGAGUCAACACAGGCGCCGGCUCUCCCGGGUCGUGAGCCAGAAGAACUCCGGCGUGUCGAAGACGAGGCGAGGCGAGCAAUUGAGGAGAGUCACAGGCUGGAAGAGGAGAGGCGGGUGAAGGAGAAGGCCGUCCGAGAGGCAGAGGAAGCGUGUCGAAGGGCGGAAGAAGACCGCCAGCAGAUGGAACGCAUGCGCGAUGAGGCCGAGCACGCGCGCGAGGCAGCGGAGGCCGCAGCAGCAGAGGCGCGGGCUCAACAGGAGACCGCGGAACGGCUGUUGCGCGAAGGUGCGCGACCCGUCGUCGUCCCGACCGUCGAGCAGUUCCGCGACGCGAAGCAGCGCCUGGAGUACCAGGAGGGCUACACGCAUAUAGCGGUCACAGGUGUGGCGGGAAGCGGCAAGUCCUCCUUGAUCAACGCCCUUCGCGGCCUCAACAACGGCGAGCGAAGCGCGGCGCCCACUGGGAUUGUCGAGACGACGAGCACCAUCGCACACUACCCGGACCCAGACCCGAAGAAGCGCGUCGUAUGGUACGACGUCCCCGGUGCGGGCACGCUCACGGUCCCUGACUGGGUCUACUUCACGGACCAGGGGCUAUACGUGCUCGACUGCAUCCUGGUCCUCUUCGACUCGCGCUUCACGGCGACGGACGUCGCGAUCCUGCGGAACUGCGAACGGUUCCGCAUACCCGCGUUCGUCGUGCGCUCAAAGGCGCGCCAACACGUCCGCAACCUCGUAGUGGACAUGGGCGACAACGACAGUGAUUCCGAGACGGAGGAUGGCCAACAGGCGACGGCGGCGGUCCUUGAACGUGCCACCGAGCGGUACGUGGAGGAGUCGCGGACGAGCGUUGCGCGUAACUUGAAGUUGGCGGAGCUGCCGGAACAGCGGGUCUACCUGGUGGACAAGGAGGUGGUGAGACUGCUGGCGAAAGGGCGGCCCUCGGGGAGCAGUCUCGAUGAGCGCGAUCUCUUACGAGACUUGGCCAAGGCAACACCCCCGAGGGGCUCUGAUGUGACGGAUUCGAUGAAAGACAGUCCACUGGCAGACGUAAGGUAA